Messenger RNA from Drosophila bipectinata, 2931 nucleotides. NCBI's taxonomy places the organism in Eukaryota, Metazoa, Arthropoda, Insecta, Diptera, Drosophilidae. The record is from RefSeq and is a predicted model, not a curated record.
CUUUACCUUUUGUUCAGUGUCUCAAGCGAGCUGCCAGUCGUUCGUGCAUCGCUUUCGAGUAUUUAGCGGGUUUCUCAGGCGCAAAUCGAUCGAGCUGAUCGUAUUGACCUAAAAGUUACUUGCUCUCCACUGGGAUCAGCGGGGACAAUCAUCUCUGUUUGAGCUGGAAACAAAAGCCAAACGCGGCGAUAAAAACAAAGGCAAAUACAUAAUAACAACGAACACCCAAACAGGCAUCGGGGCACACACGAUAUAUACACGCAACUUGUUAUAUUUAUCGCAACAAUAAACAAAGCUCUCGGCAGCGCCCCAAACCCAGCCCCCCAGUACCGGCGGCGUCCACACGGGACUGAGACGAAACGCGAAAUGGUAGCGCCAGGCGACUUCAGCAUGGCAGUCAUCUCGAGCCUUCUGGUGUGUUUUGCCCUCUCGGCCACUCUUUGCUCAGCCGGCACUCUAAACGCCAGACCCGCAUUCCCCGUACAAACCGGACAGAUCCAGCCCUCCGGCCAGAACGCCAAACAGCCCGGUAGACGCAUCAUGCAUCCCGCCUUUGCCAACGCUGGCCGCUCCGCCGGUCUGGAGAUCUGGCGCAUCGAGAAUUUUGAGCCAGUGGCCUACCCAAAGAAUAACUACGGAAAGUUCUUUACUGGGGACUCCUUUAUCAUUCUGAAUACCAUUGAAAACAAGAAAGAUAAGAAACUCUCCUGGGAUGUCCAUUUCUGGCUGGGAUCCGAAACAUCUACUGAUGAGGCCGGCGCAGCCGCUAUUCUCACCGUCCAGCUGGAUGAUCUCCUCAACGGAGCACCUGUCCAACAUCGCGAAGUCCAGGACCACGAAUCGCAGCUGUUCCUUGGCUACUUCAAAAAUGGCAUUCGUUAUGAGCAAGGUGGAGUCGGAACUGGCUUCAAACAUGUGGAGACCAAUGCCCAGGGCGAGAAACGUCUCUUCCAGGUGAAGGGAAAGCGCAAUGUGCGCGUCCGUCAAGUCAACCUCUCCGUCUCGUCGAUGAACAAGGGAGAUUGCUUCAUUUUGGAUGCCGGCAGCGACAUCUACGUCUAUGUGGGCGCCCAGGCCAAGCGUGUGGAGAAGCUGAAGGCGAUCAGUGCCGCCAACCAGAUCAGAGAUCAGGACCACAAUGGACGUGCCCGCGUUCAAAUUAUCGACGAUUUCAGCACCGACACCGACAAGCAGCAGUUCUUCGAUGUGCUUGGAUCCGGUUCGGCUGAUCAGGUACCUGAGGAGUCGACUGCUGAUGAGGACGGUGCCUUCGAGAGGACCGAUGCUGCGGCUGUGACCCUUUACAAGGUCAGCGACGCCAGUGGCAAGCUACAGGUGGACACAAUCGGCCAGAAACCUUUGACCCAGGCUAUGCUGGACACCCGUGACUGCUUCAUUCUGGACACGGGAUCCGGCAUCUUCGUGUGGGUUGGAAAGGGAGCCACCCCGAAGGAGAAAACCGAUGCCAUGGCCAAGGCUCAGGAGUUCCUGCGCACCAAGAAGUACCCGGCUUGGACCCAGAUUCACCGCAUCGUCGAAGGCGCCGAGUCCGCUCCAUUCAAGCAAUACUUCGCCACGUGGCGCGAUGCUGGCAUGGCCCACACUCGCCUCAUCCGCUCGGCUCUGGACAUCGGUUCCGACGAUUCGUUGGAUGUUGACGAGAUUGACGCGGUUGUGACUCAGCUUAAGAAGAGUGGAGGUCGCGCCAUCGGUUUCAUGCCUGAUCAUGGUCAGAACACCAUUGAAUCUAUUACCCAGUACGUGGGCAAGGCCGGUUCCAGCGAGGUCCUGGUUAACACCGUUCCCUUCGAGGACAAUCUUCCUCUGCUGGGUUUCGGCUCCUACGUUUUGUCUUACAGCUACGAGGCCAACAACGGAGACCAGGGUUCCAUUGUAUACGUGUGGCAGGGAGCAAAGGCCACUGUCGCCGUAAAGGAGCGCGCCUUCCAGGAAGGCCAGAACCUCGCCGCGGAAAAUGAUGCCUUGCUGGUGCUGACAACCCAGGGGCACGAGCCCCGUCACUUCUACAAGAUCUUCAAGGGAAAGCUGCUGGCCUCGUACACGGCUUUGCCGGUUACUUCGCAGCUGUUCCGCAUCCGCGGUACCGUGGAGAGUGACAUUCAUGCAAGUGAAGUGCCCGCCGACAGCUCAUCGCUGGCCUCCGGCGACGCCUUCGCCCUCGUAUCGGCCAAGUCGCAUAAGAUUUACAUUUGGAACGGACUGGGCGCUUCCGCUUUCGAGAAGAAGGCUGCUGUUGAGCGUUUCUCGAAUUACUGGGAUGACGCCGAAUUGGAGGAGCUUGAGGAGGGUGCUGAGCCUGAGGAGUUCUGGGAGGAGCUGAACGGCGAGGGCCAGUAUGAUCGCAGCCUUGGUGACAGCGGCGCGCCCCUGCUGGAGCCGCGUCUCUUCCAUUGCCGCAUUACUCCCCAGGGACUUGUGAAGGUCGAGGAAGUGGCUCAGUACGAGCAGGAGGACUUGGACACCGACGACGUAAUGCUUCUGGACGCUGGUGACGAGAUCUACCUGUGGGUGGGAUCUGGUGCCUCUGACGAGGAGAAAUCCAAGCUUCUGGAUAUGGCUAAGCGCUACAUCCGAGUGGAGCCCACCGCCCGUACCAUUGAGACCGUGAGCCUUAUCAGUGUGCCCCAAGGAAAGGAGCCUCGCGUCUUCAAGCGCAUGUUCCCCGCCUGGGAUGAUGACUAUUGGCAGAACCUUCCCGCCUACGAGGACGUCUUACGGCAGGUGUUCGAAGCCAACAACAAGGUGUAGAUCUAUCCAUUCAAUUCUCAGCGAAACUGACCAAAAAUUUGUUUGUUUUUGCCCAAAUCAAAUGUAACUUUAUUUUAACCGUAAAAUAAACGAACAAAUGUUCGGUUCUAUACUCAGAAUCCAUAUUAAUGAGCCCAAUAAAUAUAAAACCUAAUAAAUGUA